AUGUCCGAUUAUCUAGUAUGUGUUUUUGGCUCAGGUGGUGUAGGCAAGUCAUGUUUGACAAUGCAAUUUGUUCAAGGUAUUUUUAUGCCAAAAUAUGAUCCAACAAUUGAAGAUGUUUAUAAAACAACAAUUGACAUAGAUGAAAGAAAAUAUUCAUUAGAAAUUUUUGAUACAGCAGGAACAGAUGAAUUCUCUGCUAUGAAAGAUUUAUAUGUUAAAGAUUCACAUGGAUUUCUUCUUGUCUAUUCAAUAACAUCUCGAUCAACAUUUAGUGAUAUUCAAGGAUAUUAUGAUCAAAUAAUAACUAUUAAAAAUAUUGAUACUCAUGGUAGGCCAGCAAUUGUUCUUGUAGGCAAUAAAAUUGAUUUAGAAAAGGAUCGAGUUAUAUCUCGUGAAGCUGGUCAAGCAUUAGCAAGAAAAUGGGAUUGUGCUUUUCUUGAAACAUCAGCUAAAGAUCGAGCAAAUGUUACUGAAGUAUUUUAUGAUUUAGUUCGGCAAAUAAAUCGAAGAAAUCAAGUGCCACCAACGAAUAAAUCAAUACCAGAUAGUAUCGACCCAAAUGAAGCACGUGUAGAAUUUCAUAAAAGACAAUCAACCUCAAAAUCGACUGCUCAAACAAAAGACAACAAUCCUGGAUGUUGUGUUUUGCUAUAA
This is a messenger RNA of Rotaria sordida, 654 nucleotides long. Lineage: Eukaryota; Metazoa; Rotifera; Eurotatoria; Philodinida; Philodinidae. The record is from the annotation of a GenBank genome assembly.